Messenger RNA from Sugiyamaella lignohabitans, 2448 nucleotides. RefSeq names its product Fhl1p (gene FHL1). The record is from RefSeq and is a predicted model, not a curated record. Lineage: Eukaryota; Fungi; Ascomycota; Dipodascomycetes; Dipodascales; Trichomonascaceae. Gene Ontology annotation, biological process: anatomical structure morphogenesis; cell differentiation; regulation of transcription by RNA polymerase II. The coding region runs from base 1 to 2448 and encodes 815 amino acids. The transcript has a single exon. Gene Ontology annotation, molecular function: RNA polymerase II cis-regulatory region sequence-specific DNA binding; DNA-binding transcription factor activity, RNA polymerase II-specific.
AUGGCGGAGUCGGCGAGCAAGUCGGGUGUGGGCUCGCCAGCGACGCCAGUGGCGAUGCCACAGACGACGACGGGGCAGGAGAUUGAUGCCCAGUUGAAGGCCAUUGAUGAGGCAGCGAGUUUGGACGCGAAUAUCGACCCGCAGUUUGCUCAGGAACUUAUUCAGGCUACCAGUGGAGUCAUUGGCGAGGCUGCUGUAGGCAGCUUGCUCGCUGGGGGCGAUUUGUUAGGGGAAGUUGGCGGUACUAACGGGUCUGGUUCGACGGGAAAGUCGAAGAAAAAGGUCCGGAGAGAAUACUUGCCAGAAGAAAUCCCCGAAGAAUAUCGAGAAAAACCCCAGCACUCAUACUCACAUUUGAUUGCAACAGCUUUGCGGUCAAGAGCUCCUCUGACAGGACUAUCGCUGUCGGAUAUUUAUAAAGCGAUUCAGGAAAUCUUCCCGUACUACGAAUACUGUCCUCAUGGAUGGCAGAACUCGGUGCGUCACAACCUGUCUUCGAAUAAGGCGUUUAGAAAAGUGUCGAAAGAAGGCAAGGGAUGGCUGUGGGGUAUUGAUGAAGAGUACUUUUUGGAAAAAGAACGACAGAAAAAGAAGGCUGCUGCUGCCAAGAGCAAAGCAGCCGCUAUUCAGGCUGCUCAACAGGCAGCUCGUCAACAGCAACAACAGCUUCAACAGCAACAGCAGCAACAACAGUUACAAUUACAACAAUUACAGUUGCAACAACAGCAAAAUGAAAUCAAUAAUAUCCUCAAUGCGACUACUGACGAACAAUUACAGUUGUUACAGCAGCAGCUACAACAACCGAAAAAACAAAAGUCUAUUGCUGAACUGGCGAGAGAAAUCGAGAUUAAUAGAACUGGUGAUGGCACGUAUCAUGCGAAUUACUCGGAAAUGACUCGAGAAUCGCUUGGUAUUGGCUCAUCUGGCAAUGCUGCUGGUGGAAAUGGCAAUAGACCACUGUCUGGAUCUACACGGAUUCUACCGGGUGGUACACAAGGUAGACAGGCCAGUUUUACAGAAUAUACCAGGGCCAGUGGAUCAGGAGCACCAGUUUCACCAUCUCCAAAUAGUAUUCAGGCCCAAUUGGCUGCUAAUCUGCAACGUCAAGCAGCCUUGAGUCGAGGAGGUGCCAACUCCAGUGGUGCUAAUAGCUCUACUAGCAGUGGUACCACUACUCCAUUAGUACAACCAUCUCUAGCAGCUGGUCAGAAUACAUUCCGAAUGGCCAAACCACCUAAACAACAGGGUAAUGUCAAUAUGACCACCCAAGCUCCUGGACAGACUCCAUCUCUCAAACAGUCUACAUCAGUACCACAAAUGAGAGUUCAACCAUCGAAAUUCUAUCAAGCUGGGAAUGCUGGUCAGUCCAACUCGACGAUAUCGUCAACUCCAGUUCCUGCUGGUGGUGCAAAUGCUGGUUCGAGUGCUAAUAAAUCCAAUGCUACAGUAGCAGCAGUACAAUCAGCAGGUUUAUCAUUAGCACCUGACACAAUCAAGGCAUUAGGAGUGUUACAACAAAAGAUACAAACACAGAUUCAAAGUAUGGGUAUUGGCACCGGAGCCAACUCGCAACUUCUGACUAAUGCCCUGGCUGUAGCAAUUGCACAAGCUGUAAAGACAGGAGGAGCCAACAGCAUCUCUUCGCUGUUGAAUGGAAAGAACCCUGCUCAACUCACUCAGCUUCUACAAACAGCACUGGCAGCUAUGGCUAAAAAGAAAUCUCCUGCUGCUGGACCCUCGGCACCAGCCACAUCUACUGCUACUACUGCUCCAACCAGUUCAGCACCUGUUGCACCAACUGCUACCAGUACUGCUGCAGCUGAUACCGUACCUGUAACACCUGUUGCUGUUGCUCCUGUUAGUAACACACAGUUACCUCCAGCUACGAGCACACCAGUUUCUUCUGCAACAAUUCCUGCUGUAACUUCAGUCCCGGUUUCUGCUCCUCCACCAACAUCUGUGGAUCUCACACAGACUCCUUUCGAGUCACCAGCUCCACAGAACACAUCUACAGCCCCCUCUGUCAACACUCUAUCCAACGGUCUGGCUGAAAAUCCAACAUCCACGACCCCAGUUCAACCCCCUGUUGCUGCUGCUGCUGCUGCUGCUGUUGCAACACCUGUGUCAGCACCUGCUCCUCCCGUGUCUUCUGCUCCUACAACAGCCACAACGGCAUCUGCUGCCCCUGCUAAACCAGCAGCGAAACCGUCUGCUGCGACCAUUGCACAACUGCUGGCACAAGCCAGCAAAAUCAGCAACCCGUCUCCCAGCAUGAAAGCAGCACUCGAGCAGCUCCGAGCACACGCCAGCAAACUCAAUGCGACGUCUGCCAGUUCACCAUCAACUGCAGCCACCGGCCCCACCACAUCCUCGCUCCCCAAACGGCCGUCGGACGAGCCCCUAGAAACACUCGACACCUCGGCCAUCAAAGCGCCCAAAAGCGGCUGA